AUGGCAGCAGCUUAUGCAGCUCUUGUUUCUGCUAUGAAUAUCAUAAACAACCUUCACCAUCAUCCUCGCCCUCCUGUUUCUCUCCACACUAAACAAGUUGAGUCUCUCACUGAAAAAAUCAGAUUCCUGCUCGAAUUUCUCGAGGGGUAUAACCCCCAUCGUGGCUACUCCAACGAAGCGGAUCCAUUGGAGUCUCGCAUUGCAGAUGCAGCUUAUGCGGCCGAAUACGCCAUUGAAUCUCAUAUUUUCGAUCAGUUCACAAAUAAUGGAGAAAGUAUGAGUUAUGAUGACUUGUAUGAAGCUCUGGAGAAGGUGAUACAAGAUAUGGCUUCUAUCGAAGAAGAAGCAGAGCAAAUUCAAGGGAGAGUUGGACUCCAACAACAGCUGCACACAAAGUCAACACCUUCGGAUUCGUCGAGAUCUUCUUCGAUCCCGCAGCGGAGUAGCAUGGUGGGUGCUGGUGAUGUCAAGCUUCAAAUGAUGGAUAAGCUCACUUUUGAUCGCCUUCAUCUACAGAUCAUUCCCAUUGUAGGGAUGGGCGGCUCCGGUAAGACCACUCUUGCUAGAACUGUUUACGAAGAACGUCUUAUUAAGGAGCAUUUUGAUAUUUGUGCGUGGGCUACCAUCUCUCAAGAGUAUGUCAUUAGAGAUAUUUUUGCAGUAGUUCUCCGUCAGUUUAAUAUAGGAGUUGAUGACAAUUUGAGUGAGGAUGAAUUAGGAGGAAAGUUGUAUAGGCAUCUGUAUGGUAGAAGAUACCUAAUUAUAAUGGAUGAUAUGUGGAGCAUUGAUGCAUGGGAGAGAGUUAGGAAUUAUUUUCCAAAUAACAAAAAUGGUAGCAGAAUAGUGGUAACAACAAGGCUAUCAGAUAUGGCUUCUACAUUACCCAACUCUAAUAUUCUUGGGAUGGAACUUUUGGAUGAGGCUCAUAGUUGGGAGCUUCUCUCCAAAACUGUGUUUGGGAAAGAAGGUUGCCCUCUUGAAUUGGAGGAAAUCGGAAAAAAGAUUGGAAAAAGCUGUAAAGGACUUCCUUUGUCAAUUGUUGUGGUGGGAGGCCUUUUGGCCAAGUCCAAACAUACAAGAGAGUGUUGGGAAGACAUAGGGGAAAACUUGAAUGCAAGUGUACUUAAUUUAGAGGAUGAUGAACGUUGCUUGAAAAUACUAUAUAUGAGUUACAAGCAAUUACCAAUACAUUUGAAACCAUGUUUUCUCUAUAUGGGAGUUUUUCCCGAAGAUGAGGAGAUUGCUAUCUCUGGCCUCAUUAAAUAUUGGGUUGCGGAGGGAUUUCUGAAAGCGCCAGUAAGUGGGAAAAGCUUGGAAGAGAUUGCAAAAGAGUAUUUAAAAGAUCUUGUUGGUAGAAAUCUUGUUUUAAGGAGUGCUGCAAAAUUCAUGACUUGUUGA
Salvia miltiorrhiza (redroot sage) is the source of this 1398-nucleotide messenger RNA. Its product is annotated as putative late blight resistance protein homolog R1B-16. Gene Ontology annotation, molecular function: ADP binding. Gene Ontology annotation, biological process: defense response to other organism. The record is from RefSeq and is a predicted model, not a curated record. The transcript has a single exon. The coding region runs from base 1 to 1398 and encodes 465 amino acids. Lineage: Eukaryota; Viridiplantae; Streptophyta; Magnoliopsida; Lamiales; Lamiaceae.